AUGAUGAACCAAUACUUAAAAGAGUUAGAACAGGAUCCAUUUGAUCCUGAUGAAUUCGUGGAGAGAAUGGUGCGCCGCAGCAUGCAAGAGAGCCGGUUACAGGAUGAUCAAUUUGAUCCAGAAAUGAUACACGACAUAUUUACCCAAGCUAUACAAGAUUUAAAAGUACUUCAAGAAAGACAAGAAAGGAAAUGUUCUAGAUUAGAACAAGCAGUUCAAGAAGAAGAAAAAUCAUAUAUGGCAAAACUUGCUGAAAUAAUGGACCAGCAUUCUCAUUGCGUCAAUGUAUUUAGCUCAUUAGAUGAAAGGAUGUCACGGUGUGGAGGGAGAGCUUUAGAUAUAGGAGAAAAACUAGGUGCAGCUAGGGCUCCCAGGGCAAGGGCUGCUGCUGCAAGAGAUUUGCUAUCACACCUUACGAACUUUCUUAGUCCUGGACCAGUUCUUACUGAAUUAUUUAAUGACCCAAGAAAGUUAAACGAAGCGGCAGAUGUCAUACAAAAAUUAUAUACAAUUUCUCAAGAACUUCCACCUGAUAAAUUUGAAGUUGCCAGAAAGAAAAUAGAGGCAAAAUAUGAUGAAAUUGAGAGGAAUCUUAUAGAAGAGUUCGUAAAAGCACAGAAUCAGAAUAAUAUAGCAAAGAUGAAGGAUAUUGCUAAUAUCAUGACUAAUUUUAAAGGAUAUUCACAAUGUGUAGACGCUUUUAUUGAAACUAGUCAAAUGAACACUCUACUUGGGAAGGAUAUAUUUUCUGCAGUACUUCCCCUGUGUAAGAAAAACUAUACAGUUAUUAGUAAUGUGUUCCCUAACCCAGAUCAAGUGAUGAGUAAGUUUGUGUUGAACAUCUUCCACCUUAAACUUCAGAAGUAUGUACAAACGAAAUUGGCGGACAAGAAUGACUUGGAGAAAUAUUUACGCAACUUAUAUGACAUGUACACUGGUACACAAAGAGUAUGUGACGAGUUGGUAACAGCUAAUCUAGUGUCAGCAGAUGGGAAUAGUUCUACUGGAGACCUCCGUAGAGAAGCUCUCAUCAAUGGGGCAAUGGCUGGUACCACAGAUGGUUACCCAGCGUUGGAGAUACGACGCCUCAAAGCAGUGCUUUCCAAUGCCUUAAAUGCAUACUAUACUGAGAAACACCAUGUCAAAAAGCAAAUACAGGGUGGAGGUUUUCAGGAGCUAAGACGUGACCUUCAAGCUGUAAUCGGAACUCGAGCGAACAUAAACAUUGCGCAGAUUGAAAACUAUGGCGGCGAAACAUUUCUUAGUGAACAACUCGUUCAAAAGAUGUUGAAUGAUGCAAAAACAUCUUUUACUAGAUGUAAGACUUUAUGCACUGCAAACGAGUUGCCGGGUACGACGCUCGCGCUACUGGACACACUCGUCCACCACCUGCUCAUGGAGCACGUGGACUACGCGCUCGACCUCGGCCUCCAGUCCAUACCCAUAGCGGAGAAUAAAUCCCCACCACAGAUUUAUUUCUUUGACACGGUAAAUCAAGCGAACAAAAUAGUGAAGAUGUUUGGAGAACACUUUCAAGAAUGUGUUCUACCUUGUAUGAGUAAACAAGGAGAAUGUAUACAGAAAAAGAACACAAUAAUGGAGCAAUUAGAAAAUAAAUUGGAUGCGGGUCUAGAACGAGCGAUAUCCGCCAUUGUGGGCUGGGUCAAACUGCACCUUCAGACGGAACAGAAGAAAACUGAUUUCAAACCCGAAGGAGAUAUUGACACCCUGGCGUCGUCUGCGUGUCUGGCAGUCGUAUCGUACUUAAAUACGGUGAUGGAUAAGAUCCACACGGAAUUAGAAGGUGAAAAUUUGAAUGCCGUGUCGUUGGAGCUCGCCGUGCGUCUCCACCGCGUCAUAUAUGACCAUUUGCAAAACUUCCAAUUUAAUUCUGCGGGUGCAAUGAUAGCGAUAUGCGACGUGAAGGAGUACCGGUCGGCGGUGUGCGGACGCGCGCGCGCCGCGCCGCCGCCCGCGCACGCGCUGUUCGACGCGCUGCACGCGCUCUGCAACCUGCUGCUGGUCAAGCCGGAGAACUUGCACCAGGUCUGCGAGGGGGAGACCUUGGUGGAGUUGGAUCAGUCAAUCUUACACAACUUCAUACAAUUGCGCUCCGAUUACAAGACUAAUAAGUUAUCAAGCUUUCUCAAGGGACUGUCG
This is a messenger RNA of Brenthis ino (lesser marbled fritillary), 2160 nucleotides long. Lineage: Eukaryota; Metazoa; Arthropoda; Insecta; Lepidoptera; Nymphalidae. The record is from the annotation of a GenBank genome assembly.